AUGCUACGGCGGGAUUGCGGCGGCGUCAAUUCUUAUGACAGUAGCUCCUUGCGGAUACAGCAGGCAGCAGGGACAAUACGAUCCAGCAGUAUUUUGCAGGCACCAAGAGUCAGCGUGUCCACAUCGCAUUUCCAUCCGAUAGUCCAAGAGUGGUUCGAGGGUCGGUUCCAGGGGCCUACUGAGGCGCAAACCCAAGGCUGGGCGGCCGUGGCCGAAGGACGCCACACGCUCAUCGCGGCCCCCACCGGAUCCGGCAAGACCCUUGCGGCCUUUCUGACGUGCAUAGAUCGCCUGGUCAGGCAGGGACUCGAAGGCGAGCUGCCGGAGACGACCCAGGUGGUUUACGUGUCGCCGCUGAAGGCCCUCUCCAACGACAUCCAGAAAAACCUGGCCGGGCCCCUGGAAGAAAUUUCGGCUCUGGCCGCCCGCAAGCACAGGCACGGCCAGCCCUGCCUUGAGCUGUUUCCCGAGGACGAAUCACCAUUCCCGGAAAUCCGCGUGGGCGUCCGCACCGGCGAUACCCCCCAGUCCGAACGCCAGAAGAUGGCGAAGAAACCCCCCGCACAUCCUCAUCACCACGCCGGAAUCGCUGGCGUCAACACGGUGAUCCUCGACGAGAUUCACGCGGUGGCCGACGACAAGCGCGGCUCUCACCUUUCGCUUUCCGUUGAGCGGCUCUGCGCGCUGUCGGAGCAGCCCGUGGUACGCAUCGGCCUGUCGGCCACCCAGAGGCCCAUCGAGGAGGUCGCCCGCCUGCUCGUGGGCAGCCAGAACAUCGACGGCGCUGGAAAGCCGGCUUGCACCAUCGUCGACACCGGACACGCCCGCGAGAUUGACCUCGCCCUGCAGUUGCCUGAGCAGGAGCUGGGACCCAUAGCUUCCCACGAACUCUGGGGCGAGACCCUGGACGCCAUCGCCGGCCUUGUAAACGAGCACGAGACAACGCUUGUUUUCUUUGUCGCCCACCACGGCAGCCUCUCCCGCGAAAUUCGGCUGGACGCCGAGCAGAAACUCAAAACCGGCGAGGUCAAAGUCUGCGUGGCCACGGCCUCAUUGGAACUGGGCAUCGAUAUCGGCGACGUUGAUUUGGUCUGCCAGAUUGGCUCGCCUCGCUCCAUAGGUGUCCUGCUCCAGCGCGUCGGGCGCUCCGGCCACACCGUGGGCGGCAAGCCCAAGGGCCGCCUUUUCCCCCUGACCCGGGACGAGCUGGCCGAAUGCGUGGGACUGGCCCGUGCCGUUCGCCGCCGCAAUCUCGACACGCUUUCCAUCCCGCCAUGGCCGACGGAUGUCCUGGCGCAGCAGAUUGUUGCCUCCUGCGCGCAGGAGGACUGGGCUGAGGAUGACCUGUACGAUCUGGCAAGGCGCGCUUACCCUUAUCGGGACCUGCCCCGGGAAAAGUUCGACCAGGUCAUCGAGACGCUCUCUGAGGGCUUCGCCACCCGGCUGGGGCGCGGCUCCGCCUACCUCCACCGCGACGGCGUAAACGCGGUAGUCAAGGGUCGCCGUGGGGCGCCGCUGGCUGCCAUGACCAGCGGCGGGGCCAUCCCGGAAAACGCCGACUACGACGUGAUCGCAGAGCCGGAGGACACCUUCGUCGGCACGGUCAACGAGGACUUUGCCAUCGAGAGCCUCAAGGGCGACGUGUUCCUGCUGGGCAACACGGCCUGGAAGAUACGCCGCGUCGAAAACGGUCGUGUCAGGGUCGAAGACGCCCACGGGCAACCGCCGACCAUCCCUUUCUGGUUGGGAGAGGCGCCGGGACGCACCACUGAACUGUCGGACGAGAUCACCGAACUCCGUGAGGGAAUUGACCGCCUUCUGCCCGACGCGGGAUCAGCCCGCGAGUGGGUGGUCAACGAGUCCGGUGUGGAUGGAGAGUCCAGCCGCCAGCUUGUCGCCUAUAUCGAAGAGGGCAAGCGGGUGCUGGGCGUGACUCCCAGCAAGAACCGCGUGGUCGCCGAGCGGUUCUUCGAUGAGAGCGGAGGGAUGCAGCUGGUUCUCCACGCGCCCUUCGGAGCCCGGAUCAACCGGGCUUGGGGCAUGGCCCUGCGCAAAAAAAUCUGCCGCUCCUUCGACUUCGAGUUGCAGGCGGUGGCUACCGACGACGGCCUGAAUUUCUCCCUAGGCCCGACACUGUCGAUGCCGGUGGAGGACGUGUUCAAUUACCUCAAGUCCUCGAACUUCGAGGAAGUAUUGACGCAGGCAAUACUCCAGGCACCAAUAUUCGGCACCCGGUGGCGAUGGAACGCCACCCGCUCGCUCGCCAUCCUGCGGCACAACGGCGGAAAGAAGGUGCCGCCGCCGCUCCAGCGCAUGCGCUCCGACGACCUGCUGGCCUCGGUCUUCCCGGCCCAGGUCGCCUGCCAGGACAACGCCCCGCCCGGCGACAUCGAGAUCCCCGAUCACCCCCUGGUCUUCGAAACACUGCGCGACUGCCUGACCGAGGCAUCAGACCUGGAGGGCUGCCAAUCGUUGCUGGCUGGCAUCGAGUCCGGCUCCAUCGAGGUGUAUGGACGAGAUACCGUCCAGCCGUCGGUGUUCUCCCACCAGAUUUUGAACGCAAUGCCCUACGCGUUCCUGGACGACGCACCACUGGAGGAGCGCCGGGCCCGUGCCGUCUCGCUGCGGCGCGCGCUCCCUGAUGAUGCCAGGGACCUGGCACAGCUCGACCCCGAGGCGAUCCGGUUGGAGUCCGAGAAUGCCUGGCCUCGUGUCCGGGACGCCGACGAACUGCACGACGCCCUGCUCACCCUGGGCGUGCUGCCCGAGGGAGAGGAAGGGCUGUCCCGACCGGUGAUGUCGGGCCUCCCCCUGCGAACGUGGCUGGAGCAGUUGGCCACCGCGGGGAGGGUGCAUCGGGUAUCCACUGGGAGCGGCCUUGCUGCCUGGGUGGCGGCAGAGCGCCUGGACCUGGUGCGCAUGGCCUACGACGGAGUCUCGGUGAACCCUGCGCCACACGUUGGUGUGCCGGUCCCCGGCAACGCCCAAGCCGCGCGGACACGUGAGGACGCGAUUCUUGCUCUGGUUCGCGGAUGGGCCGAUUGCAUCGGUCCGUUCACCGCCGCCAACCUGUCAUCCACUCUGGCAUUGCCACUGGACGACGUCAGGUACGCCUUGGGGCAGCUUGAGAAUGAGGGCGUUGUGCUGCGGGGCAGCUACCGGCAGGGCGUCGAGGACGAGGAGUUCUGCGACCGCCGCGUGCUGGCCCGGAUACACCGAUCCACCAUCGAUUCGUUGCGAAGCCGGAUUGAACCAGUUUCGCCGUCCAUCUUCAUCCGCUUCCUCCUGGACUGGCAACACGUAAUGCCGGAGGCCCGGCUGCAGGGAGAGAGCGGCCUGCUGGCUGUCAUCGAGAAAUUGCAGGGGUUCGAGGCAGCAGCCAGCACAAUCGAAGAUGAAAUCCUGGGCAACCGGGUCGCCGAGUACAGCGGAGUGAUGCUGGACCGGCUCUGCCUCGGCGGCGAGGUGGUGUGGGGACGGUUCUCGGCCCGCCAGAACGCUAGCAUAAGCCUGGGGCUGCCCUCUUCGACCAGGGCUGCAUUUUCCCGGUUUACGCCCAUCAGCCUCGCCUUGAGGGAAUCCAUCGACUGGCUGGUCCCUGAUGAUCUCCCCGAGACCGACGGACUGACCGGUGCCCCAGCGGAGGUCCUGGAAUUCCUGCAGCGCAGAGGGGCCUCCUUCCCUUCAGACAUUGAAUCCGCAACCAAACGCCUGCCGUCUGACGUUGAAGAAGCGCUCUGGACGCUGGCGGCGGCCGGUCUGGUAACAGCCGACGGACUCGAGGGCAUGCGUCAGCGGCUCCGGGGAACCAAGAGGCCCCGCCGUUCCCAGAGCACCGGUAGAGGAACGCUCCAUCGCCGCCGGGGAUUCAGCCGGUGGUGGCUGCUGGAACCCGUGGAACCACUGGAGGACUGUACCGAGGUGGUGGCGCGCCAAUUGCUGUUGCGAUACGGCAUCCUGUUCCCCGAACUGCUGCACCGCGAUUCCCUGGCCGUCCGCUGGCGCGACUUGGCCCGCGUCCUCCGCAGGCUGGAGGCCAGGGGCGAGAUUCGGGGCGGACGGUUCGUCACCGGGUUCGUCGGAGAGCAGUUUGCCCUGCCGGAGGCGGCAGACGCGCUGCGUCGCUGGCGCGACCGGGAUCCCGAUGACCGCUUGGCGAUAGUCUCGGCGGUUGACCCGCUGAACCUGGCAGGAAUCCUGACCCCUGGACCUCGCGUGGCCGCCACUCCCGGCAACCGGCUCGCGUUCCGUAACGGCGUGCCCAUAGCGGCAAUGGAGGGCGGCGAGUUCGUGCCCUUGUCCAACGCCCCUAGCAGUGCGCUGGACAGGGCCAUGGCCCUUCUGUCCGUCCCGGUCUCCCACGCCAACUUCCGCCUCGAACAGGAAUCGUUGGCCACCGCCUGA
Geodia barretti is the source of this 4404-nucleotide messenger RNA. NCBI's taxonomy places the organism in Eukaryota, Metazoa, Porifera, Demospongiae, Tetractinellida, Geodiidae. The record is from the annotation of a GenBank genome assembly.